Molecule: messenger RNA, 1402 nt
Organism: Cicer arietinum (chickpea)
Lineage: Eukaryota; Viridiplantae; Streptophyta; Magnoliopsida; Fabales; Fabaceae
Biological process (GO): positive regulation of DNA-templated transcription
Cellular component (GO): nucleus
Molecular function (GO): DNA-binding transcription factor activity, RNA polymerase II-specific; sequence-specific DNA binding
Source: RefSeq, a predicted model, not a curated record
AAAUUUCUUCCUACAUAACAAAAAAUAAGAUAUUAAACACCACACGAUAUCUAAUCUUAUAGGUCACUAUGAUCCUUCUAUUACAAGUCCCAGUAACGUGAUAGAAUUAACCUUGAUAUCAAAACACUUUCUUUUAUACCUAUAUAUUCUACACCCAAUUCCCCCUCACAAGAUUUUUAAAUCACACAAUUUAACUCUUUUUUUGUUUUUAUAUAUAAUAAACAAAAUUUCUCUUAGACAUAUAAUAUGAUGGAGGAUGAAGAGAAUAUUCAUAUUCAUGAAGCAUAUUAUAAUAAAGGAAAAAAUGUUGAAAGCAUGAGUUGUUUAGAGACACCUAAUCAGAAUUCAAGGAAGAAAAACAAGAAGAUAGAAAACAAUAAGAGGAGGUUUAGUGAUGAACAAAUAAGAUCAUUAGAAUGUAUAUUCGAGUCCGAAUCGAAGUUGGAGCCGAGGAAGAAGAUGCAACUUGCUAGAGAUCUUGGAUUGCAGCCUCGACAAGUUGCUAUAUGGUUUCAGAACAGAAGAGCAAGGUGGAAAUCAAAAAGGAUUGAACAAGAAUAUAGAAAACUCAAAGAUGAAUAUGAUAAUUUAGCUUCUAAGUUUCAGUCCCUAAAGGAAGAGAAAGAGUCUUUGCAAUCAGAGUUGCAGAAGCUAAGUUAUAUGAUGGAAACAUGUCAUGAUGGUGGAAGGGAAGUUAAGGAAAAUAGUACAGAAGAUGGUGGUUCAGGAAAUGGAUACAGCAAUUGCAGGGGCGAAGUAAAGAAAAGCUUUUCAAAUGAUCAAAAUGAAAGAAGUACAAUAAGGAUUGAUCAGAAAGAUGAGGAUAAAGGACAUCAAGUUAUGAGAAAUGAUGAUAAUGAUCAUGAAGAAAUUCCCUUGACAACACUUGAAAAAUGGUACAGUGUGGACCCAAGUGGUAUCUUAGACUGCAACAGUUCUCAAUGGUUAGAUUUUUGGACAUGAAAAUUGUAUCAUGUUGCAGUGUUUGGUGUUUCCUAGAACAAGGAACAAGGAAUAGUUUGCUCGGCUCGGCUCGGCUAAGCUCACGGCUCAAGCAGAAUGUCCAAACUCAAAAUGAUGAAGUUUUGUAGGCUUGAUUGGAUAGGAAGAGAAUUAAGAUAGCCUCACUCAAUUCAUUUGUUUAGAGAUUUGGAAGAAGAAAUAAUGUAAAAUUUCUGUUUUGUGCACUUGCUUUUCUCCAUCCAUUUACCUGGGUUAGAGUAUGUGUGUUUUUUCAUUUCUGGAUUUCAAGGGGUUUAAUUCUAACAUAGGUGCAAAAUAAAAUAUUGUUAAUGAGAUAUUGCUUGACUUCAAGAAGAACUGUAUAAUGUACUAGGUUUUAAUUUCUUAGACUAUAGUAAUAAUCCAUAUUUGAAAUAAGGAUAAAAGUUUUCAUUGUUUA